CAUUGUGGAAAAAGGAUGAAGUUGACCAGUGAAAAGUUGCCCAAGAACCCCUUUUAUGCCUCCAUAUCUCAAUAUGCUGCUAAAAACCAAAAAUCCUUCCAAUGGAAAAAGGAAAAGACUGAUCAUUACAGCCAUGCUAAUUUGGUGGAUAAGGCAUUGCAGCUCUUGAAGAAAAGAAUACUGAAAGGAGACACUCUGGCAUAUUUCCUGAGAGGUCAACUAUAUUUUGAAGAGGGAUGGUAUGAAGAAGCAUUAGAACAGUUUGAAGAAAUCGAGGAGAAAGACCAUCAAGCAACUUACCAGCUAGGAGUGAUGUACUAUGAUGGGCUGGGGACCAUUCUAAAUUCUGAGAAAGGGGUGGACUACAUGAAGAAAAUUCUUGAUUCUCCAUGUCCCAAAGCAAGACACUUAAAAUUUGCAGCUGCUUACAACCUCGGAAGAGCUUAUUAUGAAGGAAAAGGUGUUAAACGAUCAAAUGAGGAAGCCGAAAGACUGUGGCUUUUCGCAGCAGACAAUGGAAAUCCCAAAGCUAGUGUGAAGGCUCAAAGUAUGCUCGGGCUGUAUUACUCAACCAAGGAGCCCAAGGAGUUAGAAAAGGCAUUUUACUGGCAUUCAGAAGCAUGUGGCAAUGGAAAUCUGGAGUCGCAGGGUGCACUUGGGCUCAUGUACUUGUACGGACAAGGCAUCCGGCAGGAUACGGAGGCUGCCCUGCAUUGCUUAAGAGAAGCAGCAGAACGCGGAAACGUCUAUGCUCAAGGGAAUCUCGUGGAGUAUUACUAUAAGAUGAAAUUUUUUACAAAGUGUGUUGCAUUUUCUAAAAGGAUUGCUGACUAUGAUGAGGUGCACGACAUCCCCAUGAUUGCCCAGGUCACAGACUGUCUCCCGGAGUUCAUCAGCAGAGGCAUGGCAAUGGCAUCCUUCUACCACGCAAGGUGUCUCCAGCUCGGCUUGGGCAUCACCAGGGACGAAGCAACGGCUAAGCACUAUUAUUCUAAAGCUUGUCGUCUGAACCCUGCACUGGCAGAUGAACUUCACUCCUUACUUAUUCGUCAAAGAAUUUAGACCACAAUGUAUUUCAACAAAGAUCAUCCAUGCUAACACCGCACAAUGUGUGUAUCUUUAUAGUAGCUAUGACUGGUUAUUUUGCAUAUCGCAAAUUACACUAUCCUGGGUAUUUUACAGGUAACAUGUUACUUCGUUCUUGAAUUUGUACGCGGUUAAGUUUUGCACCUUGAAACCUAGACACAAGGUCAAAUUGCUGCAGGAGUCCUCAGAGGUCCACCUCUUACCCUACAGACUGGCCUAGACCAUAUCAAGUAUCAAAACCAUUCUACACAGCAAGUCUCUUUUUUCCUUUCUUAAAUACCAAGUCUCCAAAAAGACUUAGUUUAGCUUUAGUAAGUUCAGAAGUAGAAAUGAUACAAACGUAUUUAAAACCAUCAUUUGAAAGUUUAAUUCUUUAUAUUUGUCUCUUAGUUUUGUGAAUUUUGAAUGUUUAAAUUUUGUUUCAGUCAUUUAAAAUUU
Molecule: messenger RNA, 1524 nt
Organism: Mandrillus leucophaeus (drill)
Lineage: Eukaryota; Metazoa; Chordata; Mammalia; Primates; Cercopithecidae
Gene: LRP2BP
Product: LRP2 binding protein
Exons: 8
Coding region: 16-1062 (348 amino acids)
Molecular function (GO): protein binding
Source: RefSeq, a predicted model, not a curated record